AUGCGAAAACCGUACCGUAAAACUCCUCCAGGGUUCAGUCUGAUGGAGACGGGCUACGUGCAGCCGAAGAACGAGAUCAACCAGCAGCUGAUGAACGUGGUGGACAUCUGCUGCCUCGGCGUCUCCUACUGGAUCGUCGGGCACGGCCUCAUCUAUGGGGACAGCUACGGCACCUCCCCGUUCGCCGGCGUCGGCAACUUCUUCUUCGCAACGAGCGAAGACCAAAGCGGGAGCGAGUACUCGACGUACGCGUUCGAGCUGUCGCUGGCCGCCCUGUCCGCGACCAUCGUCUCGGGGGCCAUCGCCGAACGAGUCAAACUCCACGUCUGGCUUCUAUACAACUUCUUCUCCGUCUUCAUCUAUUCCAUCCCUGCAGGAUGGAUGUGGGGGAAGCACGGGUUCCUCAGGAAAAUGGGGGCAGUGGACGUGGCAGGCGGCUGCGUCGUGCACGGUGUCGGAGCCACCACCGCCCUCAUCUUCACUAUCCUUCUGGGACCCAGGAACAGAGACAAGCAAGCAGACUCCCGGGGGAUUCCUUCGGCGAACAACACCCUCGUCGGGUUCUACAUGCUCAUUUGGGGAUAUUUGGGAAUGAAUUGCGGAUCGACUUUCGGGGUUCGGGGCACGAAGUGGCAUCACACUGCGAAGGCAGCGGCGACGACGAUCACAGCAGCCAUGGUUGGCUUCUCCGUCGCCUUGGUCGUCAGCUACGUCGUCACCAGAUACAGGACGGGCAAGGGAAGGUAUGACGUCGUCGACAUCGUUCAGGGCACCCUGGGAGCCAUCGUGUCUGUCACCGAGAUGCCAUACUUUUGUAAUGACUCACUUCCUGACAUUGACCAUGCUAAUGAUGCAUGCAAGAUCCCCCACGGCCAAAACAAACUGAGGAUGUCUGUGACAGGUGGAUGUGCGGUGAUCUCACCGUGGCAGAGCGUGGUGAUCGGGAGCCUGGCAUGCCCGAUCGUGCUCGCCGCAGCGGAGCUCAUACGCCGGGCGGGGGUGGACGACGUCUGCUCGGUGGUCGCGACUAACGGGGUGGCGGGGAUCUGGGGAGUCCUCAACACGGGGAUCUUCUCGGAUACGGAGGACAUCGGGUUCCAUGUGAGCAGCACUUUGAAGGGGACGCUCUACGGGGGAGGAGGGAGGCUGUUCGGGGUUCAGGUUCUCGCCAUCGUCUGCUGCCUCAGCUGGGCCGCUGUCACGAGCUUCGCUCUUCUCUUCGUCUCAUUACCCCAGAUUUUGCAUCGUGACCGCAAUGACUCGGCCCUUCCUUUGCAGUUCCUCGAUCGGCUCAUCGGACUUCGAGUCAGUCCGAUAGUGGAACUCGAGGGCCUGGACAAGGCCGUUCACAACAUCGUCAGCAAGGGCGAGGAUUGGGGAUUCAAAGUGGCCGACCUGGCAGCCGUGACCCCGCCCGGACGCCGGGCCAAGUCGAGGUCAAGGUCAUCGAGGUCGAGACAGAAGGUGCGACCGACGGCCAUCACCACC
This is a messenger RNA of Darwinula stevensoni, 1488 nucleotides long. The record is from the annotation of a GenBank genome assembly. Lineage: Eukaryota; Metazoa; Arthropoda; Ostracoda; Podocopida; Darwinulidae.